Messenger RNA from Rosa chinensis, 585 nucleotides. RefSeq names its product DNA-directed RNA polymerases II, IV and V subunit 12. NCBI's taxonomy places the organism in Eukaryota, Viridiplantae, Streptophyta, Magnoliopsida, Rosales, Rosaceae. Gene Ontology annotation, molecular function: DNA binding; DNA-directed RNA polymerase activity; zinc ion binding. Bases 126 to 287 code for a protein of 53 amino acids. Gene Ontology annotation, biological process: DNA-templated transcription. The transcript has 3 exons. The record is from RefSeq and is a predicted model, not a curated record. Gene Ontology annotation, cellular component: RNA polymerase III complex; RNA polymerase II, core complex; RNA polymerase I complex.
UGCCGGCGUCCCCUGAAUUCCAACCUAUUUUGCUCGAGAGAAAUUAAAAACCCUACCAGAUCAAAAAAAAGAAAGAAAGAAAUUAAAAACCCUAGAGGCUAGAGAGCAGAGACCGUUGUGAUCCCAUGGAUCCCCAGCAGCCAGCAGAGCCAGUGUACUACAUUUGUGGAGAUUGCGGCAUGGAGAUCCCUUUGAAGCCAAACGAUGUGAUUCAGUGCCGCGAAUGCGGUUACCGCAUCUUAUACAAGAAGCGCACUCGUCGCAUUGUUCAGUAUGAGGCACGCUGAAGAAACCCUGCAGAAGUGCAGAGGAUGGGCAUUGCAAAACCGAAUAAGGGCAAGUGUCGUGGUUUAGCAAUGUAAUCUUUUUGUGCUUUGGUCUGUUUGUGCCAAUUGGAACUAUAUAGUCUGAUAAUCUCUUGAACUGGUUUCUCAAUGUAAUGAGUGCUCGUGUGUAAUCUGUAAUCAUUUAGGACUGACUGAUUAUGUAAUGGUAAUAUAGUCUAUGAAAUAUGCAUUGGCCACCUUGGGAUGAUAAUUAUGUUGUGCAAAUUACAUGACAUAUUAUAUGAGAGUGAGGAUUGUA